Molecule: messenger RNA, 4557 nt
Organism: Porites evermanni
Lineage: Eukaryota; Metazoa; Cnidaria; Anthozoa; Scleractinia; Poritidae
Source: the annotation of a GenBank genome assembly
AUGGAAACAUUUAAGGAGAGAAUUGGCGGAAUCGGCCUAAGUCGAAGUGACUCGCGAACACUUUUUCGAGAAACAGCUUUUCGUGUGAAGUAUCUGGGAUUUUGUUUUAAUUCGUGUCCAGGGAUAGAGGGAAUUCAAACUGCCGUGGAUGAAAUUAAGAAAACGGGAGGCCACUGCGAUUACAGAAACACAAUUCAGACGAACUUCAUCAAAAUUAGCGACCAAGGUGUUAGUUUUGUGGAGCGCAAACGCGAAAAAGAUGUUUCCUUGGCAUUUAUACCUCUGCGGAAGAUUUCGUAUGGGCUGAUUUACAAAAAAGAUUCCAACAUUUUCGCGUUUAAUCACCAUGUCUCACAAAACCACGUCGAAUGCCACGCGGUUGUCUGUGAAAAUGAGCUAAAAGCUCGAGAGAUAAACGAAGCAUUGUACGCAGCCUUCAAAACGGACCAUUUUGGAAUUCUUCGGAAAGAAAGAGAGAAAAUGAGAGAAUGCUUAAAAGAAGACGAUGUAGAUGCACUAAAAAGUGAAAUAUCCAACUGAAAUCAAUCUCGAUUGAAGUUGGACUAAAGCCAUUACUUCACAGAAACACUAUACAUUGUAAAUUACUAAGUAUAACACAGAAACUUUUACAUUUAAAAUUUGAGCAAUUUUCAUACAUUAAUUAGAUAAAAAAAUUUCUGCACAUUUCUAGUUGAAGUAAAGUCUCAAAUGAAAUCUUUAGUAUAAAAUGCAUUGCAAUAGAAAAUAUUUUGUAAAGAUUUUAAAUUAACAAUGGCUUCAAGAGUGCAGCUUUCGUACAUAAUUAUCAGGGAAUACUAGUUCUAUACCAGUUCUACUUCUGGAAAUAAAUGUCCACACGUUGUACAACAAUAGACUCUGACACCGAAAAGUUAUUCUAGACUAAAUUUCUAAAAUAAUAUUUAUAAUAAGUUUGACUUCCAAAAGUAUUUUUCAAGAACCUUUUCUAUUUUAAGUGUAAAUAAGUCGAAAAGCUUGGAGAUAGUUUAAGAUAUCAGUAUUGUGAGUCGCAAUUAUUAGAUUUAGAAGCCCACAAUGCUAGACUGAAAAGGACUUGAAAUUGUCCUAUUUUUUUGUCUAAUUCAAGAUAUUGAACAUGAAAUGUUUAUAUUAGUCUCCGCGAGAAAUGAAAGUUAAAGGUUUUCACUUAGCUAACGCUGAACUAGAGUUUUCCUGACAGGUGCAUGGCUAAAAUUAGAACCUAAUUGCUACCUGCUAUUGUCUUUAAAUAAAGAUUAAGUGUUCCCUACUUAAAGAGCUUUUUCGUUUUUCCUGUGUCAAUCUGCCGAUAACGAAGCUAAUUAAGCUAAGUGUUUUUUUUUUUCUGACGAAUAGAAAAAGUAUGGAAGAAUUUGCUGAGAAAUCCUAGUAGGAAUGUUUUGCGUUUUUGGUCGAACAUUAAAAGUUUCUUGUUUUCGACAUAAAAAAAUUAGCAUUUACGAUUAAACUUAACACAGCAGGAUCUUUUUUAAAAGACGUUUUGAGGAGUCGAGGGAGAAUAUAACAUACCUUGUUUAGUGUAACGGUGUUCAUAUUUGGAAUAUUCCUGGAACUAUAUCACGUGGCCGAAGCCGAUCUUCACUGUCCUGGGAACUAGACAUAGAGCUUGGCGUAUUCAUUUACAUCAAGUGACUAACACGUGACCAGGAUGUCUAAAGGGCGCCGUUCUAUUUGUCAGAAUUGACGGGCCAGUUCAUUCCAGUCAUAAUAAGAAUUUCACUUUUAAUCAAAGCUAUUCAAUCUGAUCAGUCAGAUCCUAAAUAGCAUGCACGAAGGAAAUGGUGUUUCAACAAAAACUCUUGGAAAAAAAUCAUUUUGUAUUGUCAAAUGACUGGUCCGGCUAUGGCCCGGCCGGCCAGUUCUGACUUUUUGAAAGCACCCUAAGUGUCUGGCUAGGAUGAAUAGCCUUUUCCAUAAAUGACUUAUCUGAUGUAGGCAGCUACGGGCAGAUUUGAGUUUAAGUAAUGUUUAGUUUACCAACAAACAACUCUAAUUCGUAACACCUCCGAAGACUCAAACUAAUCAACCUUUCUUUCUUAUACCAGACUUAUUUAAGCAAUCGCGGAAAUCGUCCUGUAGAUAUUGCAACGACGAAGACCUGAUACCUGAAUAGUUACUUAUUUGGUUAAGUAAAUUCAUAUCGGAUCGGAAAUGGCUGCUCGCUGACUAAGACGAUUCUGGAAGUACUUGUCGUUUGUGGUCAAGCGUUAAUGAACAAAUUAGCACUGAAUACGAUUUUUAAUUAAGUUAGUAUAGGCCCUUUGUAUUUCGGCCUCACGUAUUAUAGGCCUAAAAGGGAAACGUUUCCUCUGUCAUGGGAAAAAGCCGAAUAAAAAAAGGAAAUGAACAAUGAAGUGAACUCCUACACGCCUAGAAGUUUUCUUCGCUUAUCUCUGUAUAUUUCUUUUUUCUUUUAUUGACGUCAGGUAAACUUCUUGCAUAACUCAAGUAAUAUGGUAUCUUUUCAGUUCAAGAAUGUUGAAAAUGAUUGCCUCUAGCCGUUCGCGCAAUGAAUUUCCGUCAACAUUUUACUCAAGCCUAGAACUGCACGAACAGCACCAAGCUAAUUAAAUUGCUGCCAAAUAAUUGUUCUUUAAAAGGUUAUCGUUUUAACUGGUUUCACACUGAUCCGCAGUCAAAAGCAUAGAACCACUUUGUACAGCAUAAUCAACAGUAUCUUAGGAAAGAACAGUUCAGUAGCUUUUAUUAGGAUUUCAUCCACAGACUCAAAAUUUGGAACCACCUUGUACAGCGUAAUAACCAACACCACAAUAAAGUACUGCUCAGUAGCUUUCAUUUAAAUGGCACGUUAUACUUAAAGAUUAUAUCCACAAACUCCAAAAGUUAAAACCACCUUCAAGCGGCAGUAUAAGGACAAACUGUACCACAGGAAAGUACUGCUCAGUAGCUUUCAUCUGAAUGCACACAUACAACGACUAAAAUAUUGGAGGAAAUACACUGUAAUUCUCCUUAAAAUAACUUCUGGAUUGCCGGCAAGGGUGAAUUAACGCAGCUUUUUUUAACGCUCUAGGUUGUUAAAAUUGCCAAUUUAAAUUAGCCCUCCGAAAGCAAAAAGUGUGCCUUUGUUCUUAUACUGCGGUUUACUUAUACAUGAUGUUACAACCAGUGCUUAGAAUUAAGGACAAUUAAGGCCAAUUUAACUCUCUCAAUAGCCAACAUAUCAAGUUUGACAAUUUAGUUUAAUUGUAUAGGUUUUUUCUAAGUGAAAAUAUUGAAAAAGUUGACGCUCGCUAAUAUAACAAUAAUAACAAAGAAAUAGCGAUGAACGCUAAACGCGUGAAUUAAGGGAAAAUUGUCGCCUUGAUUUGAAAAAGACAACAGAACUCCGAAGAAUUGUGAAAAGCAGGUGAAGUUUUGCUGAAGGUGUAAAAAAAAAACUACAUUUGCCGAAACACAAUUUAUUUUAGUUUUUAAGGAGUCGCUUGUGUCAGACUUAAAGCAAGCGUUGUUCGCUAUGUGUUCGAUGUUCGGAAGUUCCACGCUUCAGGAACACUGAGCGAAUUUGCAUUUCAAUGGGUUUUGUCGGUCGAUAUUAGCAGGUGAAUAUUGUCAAUAUUGUAUACAAUCCAAUCAGGGCUUUAGUACCUCGAGGAUCUAAAAAAGAAAGGGAAAUUCACGCAGUGAUAAACAUAGGCAAGGAUAAAAGGGGUACUUCAAGGCACUGCGGAGUUAGUUACCCCACUAAAAACCUCGUCUCCAGCAGAAGCGGACUGAGAUCUUUAUAUGUGUACGCGUGUUGCAAGAGAGAGUCAUUCCAUUGAUACAUCUUUAAUCAUGCUUAAGGGCAAAUUCGGCAAGGCUGAUUUAACAUCUGCUACCCGUUUUCAAGUGAAAUAUCUUGGUAGUGGAUUCACCCACGAGCCCGGUGUAGCAGGCAUCGAGAAUGCUGUACGUAGGAUUCAAGAUGAAGCAAAAUUUGACGAGAAAUCAUGGCCUAAAAUGUUCUUGCAUGUUGAGGCUGAAGGAGUGAAACUCGAGGAAGUCAAGCAAACCAAAUCUUCAUCGAAAGAAUCAAAGUUUAUUUCACUGGAAAAUAUUUCUUAUUGUACUUUAAACAGAAUUGAUACUACUAUUUUUGCUUUCAAUCACCACAAGAGUCCUACAGUGGUCGAAUGUCAUGCCGUAGCUUGUGAAAACGAAGAUAAAGCGAAGGCUAUUGCACUGGCUUUAUAUGCAGCCUUCCGCGAAGGCCAUUUUCAAAAGCUUAGAAGAGAGAGAAGAAAGUCCUUUGAACAGAAAAACUUCGUGCGAAAAGCAAGCUUGGAAAACUGGGAACGAAGUAGCUCUAGCAGUUCUUCUCCUGCUACAAGUCCAACGCAAGAAUUAUCUCCAAAUUUCGAGAAUUCUGCAAAGUCAGCAGAUGAAUCCGUCUUCGAAGUAAAACAUUUUAAGUCAACUCGAGAUAGACUGUCUUCAGUGGAGUAUGACGAUCAAGAACUUGAACUGGAUAAAAUUAUCGAGGAUCUCUUACUGACUGUGGAGAUAGAAAUGGCAAAAAUUGAACAAACUGUUGAUUAA